AUGUCGACACCACGAGCAAAGCCGCUUGAGAAGCUCAUUACUGCCACCUCAAAAUGCACUCUUGAGGGAGCUGCAUAUGGCAAAUGUAUCGCCGCCGAAUACCAAAAUGUCCGCAAGGACAUGUGUGCGAAGGAAUUCAUGCAAUUGAAAAACUGCUACCUGGCAGCGGCAGGCAGAAAGCGAUAA
Aureobasidium pullulans EXF-150 is the source of this 186-nucleotide messenger RNA. RefSeq lists its product as uncharacterized. The transcript has 3 exons. Gene Ontology annotation, cellular component: mitochondrion. Bases 1 to 186 code for a protein of 61 amino acids. Lineage: Eukaryota; Fungi; Ascomycota; Dothideomycetes; Dothideales; Saccotheciaceae. Gene Ontology annotation, biological process: mitochondrial respiratory chain complex I assembly. The record is from RefSeq and is a predicted model, not a curated record.